Messenger RNA from Sphenostylis stenocarpa, 870 nucleotides. Lineage: Eukaryota; Viridiplantae; Streptophyta; Magnoliopsida; Fabales; Fabaceae. The record is from the annotation of a GenBank genome assembly.
AUGAGUGUCUUACCUUCUUGCGGUUGCUGCGGACAAGCGGUGGUUGUCUCUGUGGCCAUCAUUCUUGCGCUACUCCACCAUUGCAGUGCCAAGCAUCGCCCAUCCUGUCCUUCUUCUUCGUGCGGCGAUAUUCGCGACAUAAAAUAUCCAUUCCGACUGAAAGGCGACCCUGGCGGUUGCGGCCUCCCCAGGUACGAACUUGAUUGCGUGAAUAACGUGACAAUGUUUACUCUGUUUUCAGGGAAAUACUAUGUGAAGGAUAUUAAUUACAAGAGAUACGAAAUCCGGUUGACUGAUGCGGGUGUCGUGGAAGACACCACGUGCUCCUUUCCUCGCUAUUUCUUAUCCAGACAAAAUUUCAGUAUCAUUUCUGAUGAUGAUCCGCUGACUUACUGGUAUACGGAGGAGUAUGCGCAUCAUCCUCCAAAAGUAGUGUUUCUAAACUGUAGUGAUCGAGUGAGUGAUGAUCCUCGAUAUGUGGAAGUGAGAGGCGGUGGUUGUGAUUCCGGAGGCCAUAUCUAUGCCGUUAUGGAUCGUAGUGAGGUGUUUCCUCCGGAAUUCACACUGAUGGACGUGAAGGCGGGCUGCAGAUUAAAGGUUGCUACCUUCGCAAACUGGACCCAUGACGGUAAUGGUUUCCAUACAAAACAUGAGAGGAAGGUUUCGUAUGCCGAUAUCCUUAGAUCUCUGGAAGAUGGAUUUUGGUUGUCUUGGUUACAACUUGUUUGCAGGGAUCGCUGUCAGGGUCUCUAUUGCAACCUCAAUCGAACCACACAACAAAUUGAGUGCGGUGGUUGUCAAAUCUUCAACCAGGACACCGACAACUGUGGUCAGAUAUAUUCCUCUACAUCUCUAAUCUUACCAUUUUAA